Didymodactylos carnosus is the source of this 642-nucleotide messenger RNA. Lineage: Eukaryota; Metazoa; Rotifera; Eurotatoria; Philodinida; Philodinidae. The record is from the annotation of a GenBank genome assembly.
AUGCGAAGCACCGGUCUUUUCACCAUUAUGGUUUGUCUUAUUUGUGCCGCAAACUUCCAGUAUUCCAUGGCGGAAGCCGUUGAAAGUCGUGCAGCACCGGUUAAUACCAUGCUGACAGGUCUUGCUGAUAUUCUUCGAAAGGCCGGUCUCAAAGUUGUCGAAGUUGCCGGUUGGAAAACUCGUGGUCAUGGUGUAAUGAGCUCUGUGAAAGGCAUUAUUUGUCAUCAUACGGCAGGUGCAAAGACAGGUGAUUACCCCUCGCUGGCAGUAGUUCGAGAUGGUCGUCCAGACCUCAAAGGUCCAAUUGCACAACUCGGUUUAGGUCGCACUGGAACUUGGUAUGUUAUUGCAGCUGGAAAAGCUUGGCAUGCGGGCAGUACCAAAGAUGAUUCGAUCUAUGGAAAUUCAAACGCAAUUGGUAUUGAAGCCGAAGGAGUUGGUCUUCCAGCUACUGAUACUGGUCACAAGAACUGGCCGGAAGUACAAUAUCAGAGCUAUAUCAAAGGUGUCAAAGCUCUUCAAAAAGCUUAUGGUGUGGCCACUGCCCGCGUGUUGGGACACAAGGAAGCAGCGGUGCCUAAAGGCCGCAAGAUCGAUCCCAACUUUUCCAUGGCUGAAUUCCGCGCUGCGCUCAACAAGUAA